CUGGGAAUUAGCACCGACUCCAGACUAAACAGUUUGGGUUAUUUUUGUUCUUCGGUGAUUUAUACAUCAUGGAGAACCAAAGUUACGGGUAUAGCUCUUCUUCAAGAGGAUUUUCAUCUUCAAAUAAUGAAAGAAAGCCUAAGGCCGCAGGAAUACUCCAUGUAAUGCCAUGCACUGUGUCUCAACUCCUGUCAGCCACAGAACACGCCACCGACUCCUUCUUUAUCCGGAACACAGAACUGAACCAGGUGACUGUGGUGGGUUUGAUCAGAAAAACCAAACCGAUGCUAACACAUCUUAUGUAUUCUCUGGAUGAUAUGACUGGCCCCUUUCUCGAUGUCAAACAGUGGCUGACUCCUGAGCAGGAUGUCAAUAUGAACCAUUUUGUUAUUCCUCCUGGGACAUAUGUCAAAGUAGUGGGAAGUCUCCGGUCUUUUCAGCGCCACAGGUUCGUGGUAGCGUUCAAGAUCCACCAACUGGACAACUAUAAUGAGAUAACGUCACACAUGUUGGAGGUGAUUCAGGCCCAUCUGCAUAAUGAUCGAAGCUCAUGCAGUAGGAUGAAGAACGAGACAAUGACCUCAGCUAUAAUAAACACAUCAAAUGCAAGUGACCCAGCCACCAUUGGGUUUACAGCCAAUCAGAGGCAGGUAUUUACUUUGAUUAAGAGCUGCGCUUUGGCCGAGGGCAUCAGUGUGCAGCGCCUGAUGAGUUCACUCAAAUACCUCUCCUUCCAUGACGUCAGGGCUUGCCUGCAGUUUCUUAUAAAUGAAGGACACAUUUUCUCCACAGUUGAUGACUGCCAUUUCAAGUGUACUUACGACUAAAAUGAUUUAAGCACAAUCCAAGUUUUUUUUUUUUUUAAGUGAGCGACUUUAAUGGCGAUGUAAAUGUAAAAAAA
Messenger RNA from Neoarius graeffei (lesser salmon catfish), 901 nucleotides. RefSeq names its product replication protein A 32 kDa subunit-like. Gene Ontology annotation, cellular component: site of double-strand break; chromosome, telomeric region; nucleus. Gene Ontology annotation, biological process: nucleotide-excision repair; double-strand break repair via homologous recombination; DNA replication. Gene Ontology annotation, molecular function: DNA binding. The transcript is spliced from 9 exons. Bases 69 to 827 code for a protein of 252 amino acids. NCBI's taxonomy places the organism in Eukaryota, Metazoa, Chordata, Actinopteri, Siluriformes, Ariidae. The record is from RefSeq and is a predicted model, not a curated record.